Cryptomeria japonica (Japanese cedar) is the source of this 2375-nucleotide messenger RNA. RefSeq lists its product as uncharacterized. The record is from RefSeq and is a predicted model, not a curated record. NCBI's taxonomy places the organism in Eukaryota, Viridiplantae, Streptophyta, Pinopsida, Cupressales, Cupressaceae. Gene Ontology annotation, molecular function: NAD+ poly-ADP-ribosyltransferase activity. The coding region runs from base 112 to 2310 and encodes 732 amino acids. The transcript is spliced from 3 exons.
UUUUCUGUCCUAGUCAUAGUCCAUUCAGAGAGGCAGCAGACACGACAUGAACUUUGAUUACUUCACCUCAAAGUCUUGUUUGAAAACUAGCAUAGAGGAGUACCUAUUUUCAUGGUGUUCGAGUUUUAUCCCCAGACAAUGAAAGACACGAUCAAUGCAUGGAUGACUCUGAACAAGGAAGGUGCAGAGGCCUUUUCUAUCAAUAUAAUUGAGACACAGAAAGAAUUUGUAAAGCUGGAGACGGGCGGGUACACCAUUUUGCUCACAGUACCCCCUACCUUCCAUGAUGCGUCCUCCCGUGACGAUUCUUCUGUUUUUGUGGCUGUACAAUCAGAAGAAGAAGGACAACAAAUGGAUGAUACCAUCAAAGAAGUCCUCCUAACGUUGAACGAGAAGUUAGAGAGAGUGAGAAUUGGGCACAAUUGCCUCAACAAUGUACUUGACAUCCUGCUGCAAGUUUUCAGGCAUUACAGGUGCAAGAAAAAGCCUAAGAUAUGUGACUUAGAUUGUCAUAGUCAAAAUCAAGGGCAGCCCAACGAAGCCAAGUCAUCAUAUCUGUACAAGGUGGCUGAAGAGGCUAGAGUAGAGUGUGUGAAGGCUUUUUCCAGAGCAGAUGAAAGCUCAAUUGUAGGCGGCAGAAUAUUACCAUGGUGUUCUGUUUCCGUGCAUCCGAAUUUAGGGACUAUUAAAUUGUCGAUGGAAAUUGAUGGAAUAAUGGCAUCUGAUAAUGUCACGAAGGCUUUGGGGUUUUGUUUUGGUAGCCCUCUCAAAAUUACCCUGAGCUUUAAGCCUCGGCUAUGGUUAAUAGAAGAAGAGCUUCCACCAGAGGUCUUUCGUACAGUUGAAGUAUCAGUGUGCAGUAAUCAGGUGGAAACUUCAGUCCAUAUAGUACCUGACGAAUGGGAUGAUAGAAUGAAGGUUUCUCUUACUAAAUGUUGCUUUGAUAGCAUACACCAGUACGGGCCUCAAGUCUUAGUGCCGGCUCUUGUGUGGGAGUUUUUCAAAGAUACGGCUGACGAUUUGCUCUUACAUGGUUUGCAACAAGCGGAGGAGUCCAACAAUGUUUUUACUAGGCUUUUGAAUUUCAUUGGCAUCCGGUUGAGUACAAUGGGAAGUUGGUGUUGCAAUUGUAAGAAAGAACUUUCGCCUCUCUCCCGAUCAUGGUACUGUGAUGCAGAGCUGUGUUUGUUUAGGCAUGAAGAGUUGGGCGUAGGAGCAUCAGUUCUACAAGAACUUCAGAAUUCUGAGCUUAUCGAAUUAGAGCUCUCGCUUGCAAUGGCAGCAUCAACAAGUGACCGUGAUGUUUUUGAACCAUACCCAACUUUUCUUCUCAAGCAACGAGAAAUUAGGGGCCGAUCUGGGUCCUUCAGCACUGAUAUAAAUAGAAGUACAGAAUCAUUACAGACCAGUCAAUCUGUUGGCCAAAUGCAGCUUCACCACGAUGUCAAGAAUCAUUCGACAUUUAAUAAGGAGAAUAAGAAGAUGGAUGUCUUGAUGGGGCUGAUAAAUUCAUUUCCUCCAGUUGCAGAGAUGCAAGAAUGUCAAAGUGAAUUUGAAUUAAGACUGAGGCUAUCAACAUCACUUCAAAAAUUUCUGACAAUUGAUAAAUUUCAUGCCUAUGAGAGCUUGGGGGAAGAGUUUGUAAAAGACUUAUGGCUUCCAUACAAUGUUCUCAGAUUUGUGUUGUUCACUAACAGGUUGUACCUCCAUCUACUUCAGGAUGAGUUUAAUCUGCAAAUACCAAAUUCCUACUACCAAUUUGCAGUUUUAUAUGACUCUGAAAGGGAGCAAUACUAUGAGCAUUGCAGGGCUACAAAAGGAUCUUUCUUCGCCUAUCAUGGCAGUCCUACAGAGAACUGGUACUCUAUAUUAAGGAAUGGCUUAAGGUGCUUAAGUGGGACCCAGUACAUGUCUAGCGGCAUGGCACAUGGACGAGGAAUUUAUUUUUCAGACAACAUAAAUGUUUCAGCUGGGUAUUGCAAGACUCGUUAUGAAUGGGCAAAUGGAAAAUUUAGAAAUUGCAGUGUGAUAGCUAUUUGUGAAAUUUUCUUGGACACGGUAAAUCGUGGCACCUAUGCCACUGUGGUUCCUCCUGAACAUGAAAAUAAUGUAGUCAUCCGAUAUUUGAUUGUAUUCUCGGGACGGGAACAUAAUAUACUGGAACCCACAAGCAAUUUAGAAUUGCACGAACAUUAUAAGAAGGUGAGAGCCAUGCAUUUGCAGAAGCUUGGCAAUAAGGACUUGGCUAUGCAGAAACAGCGCUUGGCUGCCUUUAAUAAGAGAAGAGGCAGUACCCAAUGUUCUUUCUAAUUUCUGGGUUGCGUACAUUGUUUAUAUUAAUAAUUUAAUAUUUAUAAGUUAUUAGAUUAGUUGAA